AUAAAAUAACCAGACCGGAAUUCCAUUUUGACAGCGUUAAAAAGUCGUGAAUGUAUCAUUGUUUUUAACGUUGAAAACUCGUUUCAUUGAACUUUCAUGUGCUUUGUUUAUUUCUGGAAAUGGCAACGCCAAGAGGAGACACAGUGCCAAAACCAAUACAACAAGAUUGGGUAAACAGGGAGUACAUUGAAGUAAUUACAGUCAGUAUAAAAAAAAUCACCGAUUUCCUUAACUCGUUCGAUCUAUCUUGUCGAUCAAAACUUGCAGUGUUGAAUGAAAAGUUAACAACUUUGGAAAGAAAAAUUGACUACUUGGAAGCUUGUGUCACCAAAGGAGAAACGUUGACAUAAGAAAAUAGUGUACACUUUUAUGAAUAUGCUUCAAAAUUACAUAAAGACUGUUUACACGCCUCUUG
Molecule: messenger RNA, 415 nt
Organism: Zophobas morio
Lineage: Eukaryota; Metazoa; Arthropoda; Insecta; Coleoptera; Tenebrionidae
Gene: HSPC300
Product: Haematopoietic stem/progenitor cell protein 300
Exons: 3
Coding region: 120-350 (76 amino acids)
Biological process (GO): regulation of actin polymerization or depolymerization; actin filament organization; cell motility
Cellular component (GO): SCAR complex
Molecular function (GO): protein-containing complex binding
Source: RefSeq, a predicted model, not a curated record